Caenorhabditis bovis is the source of this 771-nucleotide messenger RNA. The record is from the annotation of a GenBank genome assembly. NCBI's taxonomy places the organism in Eukaryota, Metazoa, Nematoda, Chromadorea, Rhabditida, Rhabditidae.
AUGGAGCGAAUGUUUAGUUGGUUGAAACGGAAAGCAGAUAUUAAUGUUGUAACCUAUUCAAGAUUCGGAUUGCCUGGCGAUGAAGUUGAUGAUCGUCCGCCUCCAUCCAAGAUCUACGUUGCCUCGUUCGAUGAGAAUGCACCGGAAUUUCGAAUUUUUCGAACGCAUUCUGUCCGUGCUGCCCUUGCUAGUGCUGGAAUCGGAAUGUCGGCAUGCUUGUUCUUGUUCCUAAGCAUUCUGUUCGAAUAUUCUCAAUGGCCAAAUGAUACCAGCGCUGACGUUGGAAUGCUUGUUGGUCUUUUGAUAUUUAUAACGAUUGGCGUUCUUGUGCAUUGGCAAGUAAUUCGAGGCCUCAAACUCAAUGAUUCGCGAUUUCUGGUCCCAUCAAUCGUCUCUUAUUCGUCGAUGAUCAUUGUCGAAAUCAUUUUCCUAAUGCUUUUGCUGAGUCAUGUGAUCGGAGGAACGUUUAUUAUAAAUCACACAAAAGACCGCAAUCAAAUUAUAAUGGUCAUCAUAAUGGCAGCAAUUGUAAUUGCUUUUCAAGCCGCUAUGUUACUAUCAUUCACAAGAGCUCGCAAUUUUCUAGAAAAGAAGUCGACUCAUGAGAGUGAAGUGAUGGUUGCUGAGAAAAGUAAACAGAAGAAUCCAAACCUUCAAAUCAUUUAUAUUGCUCGAGGCGAAUACGUCGAACCGCGAGCCGACAUUGCACCCAACACGGUUUCAUCGCCUCCGCCGCGUGUCAUCCUCGCCGCCAAUGACAACAUUGCGUAA